This is a messenger RNA of Thamnophis sirtalis, 4558 nucleotides long. The record is from RefSeq and is a predicted model, not a curated record. Lineage: Eukaryota; Metazoa; Chordata; Lepidosauria; Squamata; Natricidae.
CUAUUACAUUGUGUGUGUAUGCUUGCUUUAAAAUCCCAAUAUUAGAAAUGUUGGUUCAUUCUGUGCCCUGAAAUUGGAGUUGCUUGCUUUAAAAUGCCAGCAUUAAAAAUGUUGGUUUAUUCUGUUGUAACAAGUAAAUUGGUGGAGCUAAUUUAAAAUCCCAGGCUGCACAGCUUUGAUAGGUAAUAUGGCGACAAUCACUUAGUAAUGCGGUUUGUUUGAUUUUGCAGAAUCCUGAUGGAGCAAGAGUCACCUAAUAUUUGGGCUACAUAACUAUAUAGCUCAUUACUUCAUUACCUCACAACUACUUAUGGAAUUUUCCCUUGCAAACACACAAAUCUUAGGGUUUCUUUAAACAUUCCAAGUUGUUCAUAUUCUUCAAAUGUUAGAGGCAGAUGAUACAUGAACAUUUUUGGACAAGGAUCCGUUGAUAGAGCAGCCUCUAGCAAAUUCCUACUAACAAAAAGGAAGAAUUGUGUGCAGUUAUGAUACGUUUUAAUUUAAAUUUAAUUUUUUAUCAGGAUAUCAUCAGUGUCCUUAUUCUUUGAUAAGUUUUCAAUUGUCUAGCAUUUAUGCCUUUUAAAUUUUAUAUCUCUCGCUAUUUAUUUCAAGCUUAGAAAAUGAAUGCUCCUCCAGCCCCAGAAAGCAGACCUUAUUCCACAAACCCAAGGCCUUUUUUUUAUGCUCGGCCUACAGCACAUCAGCCAUUUCCUAAUCCUUGGCUUGUUGGACCUAUGUAUAAUCCCUAUGGCAUGCCUGCAUCCGGUUUAAGAAGUGGCAAUCCAUAUUUCCAAUGUUACUCAGUUCCUUCCCAUGAAUAUCCUGGAUAUUUAGUUCCACAGCCUCCUAUGCAUAUGAGAAUUAGACGACCUUAUUUUGGUGGUCCUCCAUCAUCACCCAUGGUGUAUCAAGUCCCACGGUUCAGGCAUGGUUUUCCCAUGAUGUAUCAACCACAAAACCCAGUGAAACGAACAGAAAACAAAGAAACUCAAACUGAUUUUGGAGAAUCUGAAAGUGGAGCAAAAACACCUGUGAAACAAGAUAUAGGAACAAAAGGCUAUGAUGUUGGAAAUACUGAAAAUACUGCUUAUAUUGCAUCUGAUACUCCUAAAGAAACUGAAAGUUUUUUGGGAAAAACAGAUAAAACAACAUCUUCUGCUAUGUCAGAUAGAGAACUUGCCAAGAACUCUUCAGGUCUUGUACCAUUUCGAAGUCUUCCCCCGGCAGGCUAUGCCAUUGAGAAAGAGGAAGUUAGAAUACAAUAUGCAAAUGAUGGUGCUCCUGCUAUUCAGCUCUGGAAGUCUUUUAAAGAAACAAUCCCUCUCUAUGAGAUGGCACAAAAACAAGCCCCAAAGAAUAUCGUGCAAAGAGAUAUACUUGCUUGUAGCUCCUGUGAAGGAGUUGCAUAUGAGCCUCAUGAAGAAGGAGAAUUGCCUCCAUGUAUUCCAUUUUCAGAGGAGCAAAAAGUUCCUGAGGGCAUGCAGAAGAAACAGCCUCUAUGUAAAGAAAAUCCAGAUUCAGAAAAACAAAUAGUUAUAAACUACAGAGCAAUAGGUCCAAUGGAUGAAGCUGGAACAGUGCAACUGGCUGAACCAAGUGGGCUUGACCACUCAGGGAUAAGGCAAGAUGUACUGAUGGCCAAAAUACCACCUGGCUUUAAAAAAUCAAGUGGUUCAAAAGCUCCACAAGAAGUUUCAAAUCAUAUUCGACAACGAAAAUUAUUUCCUUCUGAUAUGGAGAUGACAAAUGAUGCAUAUUUGCCUCAGAAGCUGAGUGAAUGUAAUGACAUGAACAAUGAAAACUGGAAUACUUCUGAAAAAAUCCAAUGGUGUGAUGACUCUGAAAAAUAUCUUCCUUCUGAGAGCUGGUUGGCUUGUGUGGAUAACAUGGAUCCAAACUAUAACUAUGAAAAAUAUCUUUUCCGAAGAAAGCGUCCAAAUUUGCUUAGUAUUACCUCUGAUGAUAUGUCUUCUAUUGAAGAAGGUGCCUCAACUGAGAAUUCUUCAGUUUCUAUCAUAGUUCCAGACCAUUUGCUUCCAAAGGGUUUAUGUACCUUCAAGAAAAAUCGUGAUGGCUUGGGAAUAGGCCAAAUAAGAAGUGGAGGCACCCUCAAUGAAGAUGAGGAAGUGAUGGGGAUUGAACAGGCCACUAGUGAGCAUAGUCAGAAUCUCAAGAUCAAUUCAAGAGUCAAGGUUAAAGAGAUUCCUAGCCAAAUCAAAAAGAUGAGCAUUCUUCCAAGAUGUUCCAAAGACAAGCAUCUCUACUGUCUCCAAAAGAUAACAAGUUCAUCUCCAUCAGAUGCUGAUGAUUCUGAAGAAUAUUGGGUGAUGGAACCAGAGGAAUAUGAAGAGCAAGAAACUGAUGAGGAAUACUUUGUUGAGGAAGAUAUGCCAUAUGAAAUCCUGAAUCCAGACAAAAGUGGAUUGGGCCAACAGACUGCACAGAAAGUAUUUUGGAGAAUCCCUAAAAAUGCAGUGCCACCACAUGUAAUUAACUGGCCUGUGCAAGAAAAAAUGUCUGGGUUACCUACUAAACUUCAGAAAGAGCAAAAUGAAGAUCUCUGUGAUGACUAUAAUAUCUGCUUCAUGAGACCUACAGUCCAACAGCUAGAAUUACUUGAACACAGAAAAAAUCCACAGAAAUGCUCAGGAUGGUUACAAGAGGAAAAUAGAAGGACUGGACCUGAUGAAUACUGGAUAAAAAGUGGUGCUAGACCCAGAUCUGCUAGCUUAAAACCUGGUGAUCUCUCACCUACUGCUACAAAAGAGAAAGAUAUCCUGGAAGUAUUCCCUUUUGCAUCUGAUGAUAUAUAUAUGGAAUGUCCAAAGAACAAAGGAGUGCAUAAACCUCCUCAUAAACGCAGAGACACAAGAUGUGAAACAGCUGAAGUACGGGAGAAACCUAAAAUUACAUAUCAUAAGGGUAAGUGCAAAAUGUUAUCUAGUAAUAAAGAGAGUAACUCUUUUAAAUUCACCUUUCAAAUCAUUUCUAUAAGAAGGCUCUGAGUAAUAUAUGGAAGUCCAAUAAUAUUCAGCACAUAGGCUUCUUAGAACCAGUCUACAAAUGAAAACUAAGUUCACAGAACUGAAAAACCAUGGUGGAAUCUUCUUUGGCUUAGGAUCCUGUUCAUCUUUGAAAGAUAUAUGUAAUAAAUACAUAGAUCAUAACCAGUAAAAUACCAAAUACUUAAUUGUAUUGACUAUAUAGUCAGUGGAACACAUAUGUAUACAAUACAUACCUGGAAUGACUAGCUCAGUCUUGACAAGGAAAUGUGAGUCGUAUAAAAGAUGCAAGAAACCUGUUACGUCUAGCUGAAGUGCUGUGGGAGAUUCCUGUUUGUACUAAACUGUUUAUCUUUAGACUAAUUUCUUGAAAACUCUAGCACUUAUAUAUUACUAAGCAUUAUGCCUGCUUACUUCCACUACCAUGGAUUGUUAUACAGCAACAAGUAUUAACAACAGUUGAGAUUGAAUGCCUAAGUGGGCUUUUCCUAAGGUACAGUCAGGAUGUUCGUAUCUUUGCCACACAUCUUACUGGAUAGUUAUGCUAACUGCUUUGUUGCUUUGUACUGCCCAGUAUCUAUAAUUAGUGCAUGUUCAGCUGUAAUACAGAGAGAUGUGUAAACAGACCUCUCAGACAAAUUGCACUGGGAUACAGAUUGUAGGUCUGAUUUCCCACACUAAAAAGAAAAAUAUUUUUAAAAAUAUUAGGUUGGAUCCCAACCUUUUCACUCCAUCCACCUAACUUAUGUAUGUCCCAUGAUGUCCUAAUUUUUAGCAGCUGGAUAGUGUUUGAAUACUGCUCAUAUAUGGCUUUUUCUUAUAUCGAUUGUUCGUAAGUAAUAUAACCUUAUUCUAAUAGGCCUAUGCCAUGUACAUAUUUUGAAUAUUGGAAAUGUUUUAUCAUCCUUCAUAAUGGAUAUACUGAAUGGUUUGUAAAAGAUUUAAAUUUUGACAGACAAGUUUGCAUAUGGUUAUUUUUAACAGCUCUGAAUAUCGUCCAUUUGCAAAUUAUUUCUUAUCUGACUUAUAGGUAAAAACAUGUUGUAUAUGUUAAUGGAUGCCAGAUGGUUAAAAUCUAAUGGUUUCAGGUUGGACUACUUUUAAAAACUAUGGUGCCUAAUACGUUUUCCUUUUGUGCAGGAUGUGAAGCAAAGAAACCACCCUAUAAAAGAUAAAAGAAGACAAUGAUAAUCAGAAGUGCAAAUAUUUGCUUGUAUUGAUUAAAGGAAUCGUAAUUUUUUUUGAAGCAAAUCAGUUUAAGUUGCAUUGUAAAGGAUUCCUGAGUUCAUACUGUAAAAUGUCCAAAAAAAUGAAUUUGGACACACAAAUUUCACACAAUGUUGAGUAACACAGUGUUUAAAUAAAGUUGAAAUUGCACUAAUAGGAUGUGUGAAUAAUUUCUAAUGUAAAACUUAUUUUCAAAGAAUGGAUAAAGCAUCAGCUGAGAAAUAAGAAAUAAAGGUGUAUGGGAAUCACAAUUUAGUUUCAAAAGCAUUAGCUUUAAGCAGUAUCAAGUUUUGGCAAACAGUGCUCCCAACUUCCUUCUGCGGUGAUAC